Messenger RNA from Budorcas taxicolor (takin), 2064 nucleotides. RefSeq names its product CLPTM1 like (gene CLPTM1L). The transcript is spliced from 17 exons. The record is from RefSeq and is a predicted model, not a curated record. Gene Ontology annotation, cellular component: membrane; endomembrane system. The coding region runs from base 46 to 1665 and encodes 539 amino acids. Lineage: Eukaryota; Metazoa; Chordata; Mammalia; Artiodactyla; Bovidae.
CCGCGUCUGAGAGGCGGCCCGGCCGGGCCCGGCGGCGGCGGCGCCAUGUGGAGCGGCCGGAGCUCCUUCACCAGCCUGGUCGUGGGCGUGUUCGUGGUGUACGUGGUGCACACCUGCUGGGUCAUGUACGGCAUCGUCUACACCCGCCCAUGCUCCGGCCACGGCCGCUGCAUCCAGCCCUACCUGGCGCAGAGGCCCAAGCUGCAGCUCAGUGUGUAUACCACCACGCGCUCUAACCUGGGCGCUGAGAACAACGUGGAUCUGGUCUUGAACGUGGAGGAUUUUGACGUGGAGUCCAAAUUUGAAAGGACAGUCAACGUCUCUGUUCCCAAGAAAACGAGGAACAACGGCACGCUGUACGCCUACGUCUUCCUCCACCACGCCGGCAUCCUGCCCUGGAACGAUGGGAAGCAGGUGCACCUGGUGAGCCCACUAACCACCUACAUGGUCCCCAAGCCAGAGGAGGUCAACCUGCUCACCGGGGGACCCGCAGCGCAGCAGCAGAUCGAGGCCGAGAAGAGGCCGACGAGUGCCCUGGAUGAGCCCGUUUCUCACUGGAGGCCCAGACUGACCCUGAACGUGAUGGUGGACGACUUCGUCUUUGACGGAGCCUCCCUGCCUGCAGACGUGCAGCGCUACAUGAAAAUGAUCCAACUGGGGAAGACAGUGCAGUACCUGCCCAUCCUGUUCAUCGACCAGCUGAGCAACCGCGUCAAGGACCUCAUGGUCAUCAACCGCUCCAGCACCGAGCUGCCACUCACCGUGUCCUACGACAAGAUCUCGCUGGGGCGGCUGCGCUUCUGGAUCCACAUGCAGGACGCCGUCUACUCGCUGCAACAGUUCGGGUUCUCAGAGAAAGACGCUGACGAAGUGAAGGGGAUCUUUGUCGACACCAACUUGUAUUUCUUGGCACUGACCUUCUUUGUGGCUGCGUUCCACCUGCUUUUUGAUUUCCUGGCGUUUAAAAACGACAUCAGCUUCUGGAAGAAGAAGAAGAGCAUGAUCGGCAUGUCCACGAAAGCAGUGCUCUGGCGCUGCUUCAGCACCGUGGUCAUCUUCCUGUUCCUGCUGGACGAGCAGACGAGCCUCCUGGUGCUGGUGCCCGCGGGCAUCGGAGCUGCCAUCGAGCUGUGGAAAGUGAAAAAGGCCUUGAAGAUGACCAUCACCUGGAGAGGCCUGUGGCCCACGUUUCAGUUUGGCGCUUGCAGCGAGUCUGAGCGGAGGACAGAGGAGUACGACGCCCAGGCCACGAAGUACUUGUCUUAUCUGCUCUACCCUCUCUGCGUUGGGGGCGCCGUCUACUCGCUGCUCAACGUCAAAUACAAGAGCUGGUAUUCCUGGCUGAUCAACAGCUUCGUCAAUGGGGUCUACGCGUUCGGCUUCCUGUUCAUGCUGCCCCAGCUCUUUGUGAACUACAAGAUGAAGUCAGUGGCCCACCUGCCCUGGAAGGCCUUCACCUACAAGGCCUUCAACACCUUCAUCGACGACGUGUUCGCCUUUAUCAUCACCAUGCCCACCUCCCACCGGCUGGCCUGCUUCAGGGACGAUGUGGUGUUUCUCGUGUACCUGUACCAGCGGUGGCUUUAUCCCGUGGAUAAGAGUAGAGUGAACGAGUUUGGGGAGUCCUACGAGGAGACCCCCCAGCGGAAACCCCACACAGACUGAGCCGGGCAGGGCGCCACUGCAGAGGGCCGGUGGCUCGGGUGGGCCUCCCGCCGUCACAGCCUCUACGUUGCCAAACCCCCGAGUGUCCCUCAUGGCCUCGGGUGCCUCCAUGCCGUGUCCGUGGUGCCAACGGCGCUGACGCCGCCGCUGGCACGGACGUCCACCUGGUCACUGGGUCCGGGAGCGUCUGGUGCCCACGGGUGCUGGGCCGCUCCUGCGGGGUCCCCACCCCGGAUGCCGUCCCCUGUGGCCUGUGGGCACUCCUCACGGGGAUUUCACAUGUCUCCUUGAAUCCAUUCCGUAUAGACUCUGGGAUCGAAUGGCUUUUUCCUUUUCGUUUAAAUUUGACUAUUUUACAGCUUAAUGUAUGUAUGUUUCUAUUUUAAAAUAAAUUUCUCU